UUGCUGGUUGUGCCAUUUAAACCCAGCCUGGCUUCAAAGGAGGCAGACUAUCUGUGGAUUACACCUGGCAUAGGGAUUGCAGAGCAUUGUACCAGGAGUGGGGAGCAGUGAGGACCCCCCAAGUCAUGCAGUACCAGCAGCACCCAAGCUCCUCUGGCAUGGGUCUCAGUGUGCCCUUGUAUGCACCCACCCCACUGCAGCCUGUCCACCCUACACCUUUCUACAUUGACGAUAUUCUUGGAAGGAAUGCAGCUUCUAAUGGGGCACCGGCUGUGCCCACCCCAACUCUGCCAUCUCCCAACUCUUCAUUCACCAGCUUGGUGACCACAUACAGGACUCCAGUCUACGAGCCCACCCCGAUCCACCCAGCUUUUACCCACCCUGCAGCCCUGGCAGCGUCUUAUGGAACUAGCACCUUUCAGAACCCUCUGUACCAUUUCUCCAGACCAAUGAGUGAAUAUACCCAUGCCCUCAUCAGGCACGACUCACUCGGGAAACCUCUCCUUUGGAGCCCAUUCAUACAGCGACCACUUCAUAAGAGGAAAGGGGGACAAGUGCGGUUCUCAAACGAUCAGACAAUUGAGCUGGAGAAAAAGUUUGAGACACAGAAAUAUUUGUCUCCCCCAGAGAGGAAAAGGUUGGCCAAGAUGCUGCAGCUCAGUGAGAGACAGGUGAAAACUUGGUUCCAGAACAGAAGAGCCAAAUGGAGGCGCCUGAAGCAGGAGAACCCCCAGGGAAAUAAGAAAGAAGAAACCGAAAGUCUAGAAAACGACUGCGAGGAGGGUCAGGAAAACUGUUUAAGUCUUGAGCAGAAAAAUAAAGACUCUUCUCUGGACGGGUCUCAGUGUUCACCCUCCCCCAAUUCCCAGGAGAAUAUGGACACAGACAUCUCAGAGGAUUCUGACGAAGAGGUGGAUAUUGAAGGCGACAAAGGGUUCUACAAGUGUUCCCACUGAUACGGGUCCCGUAAGGUGGGACCUUGUAAUACUCAGCUUGCACUUUAACAGAAGCCGGACUCUGUAGACUCAAGUCUAACCAUAGGGUGCGAUGACACAGAUGGUGCCUUAGCUGCAGUGUGUGUACUGAUCUAUCAUCAGGGGUCAAGUCUUGGGAAAAAUGUGGGAACUCACCCAAGAUUUCCACUAAAGGACUGGUCCUGCUGGACUUCUGGUAAUGGGAACGGUGUUCCUGCUCUGGAAAAAGUGCAGGAAGCCAGUUCCCAUGUGUUCCUGCAGGACUUGAGCCCUGUCUAUCAUGUUAUGGACUCUCUUUCUUGACAGAUUGAGAUUUUAAUUUAAGAUUGUAUAUUAUAUUUCAUCUGUAAAUAUUCAUGAAGUGCCUGCAGACUAGGGCGAGGUUUUAGAGGGAUACCAGGACCGAUCCCAUGCUCCUGGCACAUGUCUUAAACUAGGACUAGGCAUUGGGUAGGAGAACGGGUCCUGCAGCGUUUUCCUAUCUGGCUUGAAACGUUUCGAGUAUAAAAUUAGAAUAAAAGCUUGGUGACAUCUGGUGCAUUUUUGCACCAGUUCUGGCAUCAGUUAAAGGGGUACUCCGCUGGCAAACAUUUUUCCUUAAAUCAACUGGUGCCAGAAAGUUAUACAGAUUUGUAAAUCACUUAUAUUAAAAAAUCUUACUCCUUCCAGUACAGAGGAAGUUCUUUUUUUUUUUAUUAUUUACUUUCUGCCUGACCACAGUGCUCUCUGCUGACACCUCUGGCCAUUUUAGGAACUGUCCAGAGUAGAAGCAAACCACCAUAGGAAACCUCUCCUGCUCUGGACAGUUCCUGACACGGACAGAGGUGUCAGCAGAGAGCACUUGUGGUCAGACAGAAAGGAAAUUCAAAAAGAAAAGAACUUCCUCUGUAGUAUACAGCAGCUGAUAAGUACU
Hyla sarda is the source of this 1887-nucleotide messenger RNA. It is a transcript of the gene HHEX, whose product is annotated as hematopoietically expressed homeobox. The coding region runs from base 126 to 956 and encodes 276 amino acids. NCBI's taxonomy places the organism in Eukaryota, Metazoa, Chordata, Amphibia, Anura, Hylidae. Gene Ontology annotation, molecular function: DNA-binding transcription factor activity, RNA polymerase II-specific; RNA polymerase II cis-regulatory region sequence-specific DNA binding. The record is from RefSeq and is a predicted model, not a curated record. The transcript is spliced from 4 exons. Gene Ontology annotation, biological process: cell differentiation; regulation of transcription by RNA polymerase II.